AUGCUACAGAAAUUAACUGAUAAAACUUCUUCGUCCUCAUCAUCAUCAAUGAAUACAACGAUAAAUACUACUUUUUAUACGAAUAUUAGUAGUAGUACAGGUAAUAUUACUACAAAUAAUAAUAAUGAGAUGCAAAUGUAUCAUUUUUAUGCAUUUAAUUGUUCAAAUUGUACUAUUCAUCAUAUCGAAAUGCCAAUGAUAACUGAAAUGUCUGAUUGUUUAAACAAUUUGGAUUGUUUACGUGAAAUUCAUAAUUAUAGUCUUUGUUUUGAUCAUGAGUGUAUGCACAAUUGA
Trichobilharzia regenti is the source of this 294-nucleotide messenger RNA. The record is from the annotation of a GenBank genome assembly. Lineage: Eukaryota; Metazoa; Platyhelminthes; Trematoda; Strigeidida; Schistosomatidae.